This is a messenger RNA of Closterium sp. NIES-67, 1425 nucleotides long. Lineage: Eukaryota; Viridiplantae; Streptophyta; Zygnematophyceae; Desmidiales; Closteriaceae. The record is from the annotation of a GenBank genome assembly.
CUCCCUACUUGUACUGCACCUGCGUCACCCACUUAAAAUAGCAGCCUUUGUUGCAGCCCACCUGUUCUUGUUCCACUUCGAUAAUUCACUAGCGCUACACCUUUCUUGACGAAAGAAUAAAGCUAACCCAAAUUAUCAACCUGUAGUAGCUGCUAAUCACUCAUUAACAGCACAGUGCAGGAAGAAGAAAACCAUGGCAGUCCGUGCGUCGUUCCGGUUCCCGCGGGUUCGCAUUUGCUCCACAGUGGUGAUCAACCUGUCGUACCUACUAUUAGCCAGCGGACUAGUGUACCUGGGGUUAUUGUUAGUGGGCGGCGGGUCGGAGGAGCGAACAGAGUGGGACACGGGGAACAUCGACGCGGUGGAUCAGGACAUGUUUCGACGAGCCAUGGAGCAGCCCACGCAGACGGACUUGGCGGCCGUGCAGCCCAAGAUCGCGUUCCUCUUUCUCGUCAGAGGGCCGCUGCCGCUCGAGCGAGUCUGGCAACGGUUCUUCCAGGGCCACGAGGGGCGCUACUCGAUCUACAUCCACGCGUCCACCGCCGACUUCGAGUGCGAUAAACACGUCAACUCCUCCGUCUUCCGUGGCCGCCAAAUACCCAGCGUUCCCAUCACGUGGGGCGGGCCCAAUCUCAUCCGCGCGGAGCGGCGCCUGCUCGCAGCGGCGCUGGCGGACCCCGCCAACCAGCGCUUCGUGCUGCUGUCGGAGUCCUGCUUGCCGCUCUUCAACUUCACACACGUCUUCGACUACCUCAUGGCGUCCGACAAGAGCUUCGUUACAAGCCAUUCGAGCGUGUGGCGCUACCGCAAGCAGAUGGCGCCUGUCAUCAAGGGCCGAGACUUCAAAAAAGGAUCGCAGUGGUUUGUGUUGACUCGACCGCAUGCCGCCAAGGUGGUGGAGGACAGCAAGUUCUACGAGACAUUCGUCAAAACAAACGCUGAGAUCCCAGACGAGAGCUACAUCCAAACCAUUCUUGCGCUGCUGGACAAGGACGCGGUGGAGCCGCGCAGCGUGCUGUACGUGCACUGGUUCACAUCCUCCUCCAGCCACCCCAUGAGCUACAACACGACCCAAGUCUCGAGGGAAUUCAUCCUCUCGUUGCAACGGAGUAGAUUCCCCCCAGUGGAAACAGUGGGCUUCCUCAAGGUGUCGCCCUCGCGGCCAUGCACAGUGGCGGGCCGGCCCACACACUGUUUCCUCUUUGCCCGGAAAUUUGACCAAGACGCCGUGCCCGCCUUCCUUGCGUUGCGCGAUAUAAUUGGUUUCUGAUCUGAUCUCACUCGCCUGCCUGCAAGCGAGAAGGCUGCUUGCUGUGCCAACUAGGUUGGUUGGCCGGGAUUGUAGACUAGCUAGCUCCUAGUGUGUAUAGUGGUAGGAAGACAUCCAGAGGAAUAAAACUAACACAAUGAACCCCGGUUCUCGUC